Molecule: messenger RNA, 1116 nt
Organism: Aedes albopictus (Asian tiger mosquito)
Lineage: Eukaryota; Metazoa; Arthropoda; Insecta; Diptera; Culicidae
Exons: 2
Coding region: 399-1115 (238 amino acids)
Molecular function (GO): N-acetyltransferase activity
Source: RefSeq, a predicted model, not a curated record
GCUCCAUGAUGCAGAAUGGAAUUGUUUUCGCCUUCAAAUAUGCAAUACCAUGAUCAGCAAAACAGACCAAAGAGAACUAGCGAGAAAAUGAAACAAGUUAACUGCUCUGCGGGUUCAGAUCAACAGACUCAACCAGCAGCAAUGAGCUAAGAGUUACCAUAAUUUAGAUAAUGUUUCCUUCCUCGUAAACAAUGAGUGGUCUCGACCAAAUCACAUCGUGGCGCAAAUUGUUUAUCCCUUAGCUCGGUCCAAUAAAAAAAUCCCGUAAUGCUAUUCAAGGUCGUUAAUGUUUGCUGAUCGCCCCGAAGGCAAUCCGUUCUCACUUUCAUUAGAAAGAUCGUCGCGAUCGGAUUGGAUUGUUUUGAUCGUCUCAGCUUCAGAUACUUACAAACAAAACGAUGAAGUGGACCCGACCGGCAAAGGUUCCAUUCCCUUCGGUGUGGCAUCGAUUUCAGGCGCGAGCUCCCUCGAGCAAACAGUUGGUGUGGUACACGGUGCAGGAUCUACCGGAGGACCGUUUCGAGGAUGCGAUCCGUCACAUGUGCGACUACUUUGCGCGGGAUGAGCUGAUGAACCAGGCCAAGGGCUUGGCUCGGGAUUUGAUCGCUAUGGGCGAUGUGGUGGCGCUGUGGAAAGCGAUGCUUCCGGAUCGACUGUCGUUGGUGUGCUUCCGGGAAGGAUCGGAUGAGAUCGUGGGGGUUAACGUACUGGACGUGGCUUCUAAGUCGGACAAGGAUGAUGGCAGGUUCAACAGCGCAAUCUUCCAGGCGAUUUACGACACCAUCGAGUACGUAUCGCAUCAGGCGAAGAUCUUCGAUCGGUACGGUGUAGAUCACUAUUUGAAUGCGAUGGGGCUUUCCGUGGAUCCAAAAUACCGAGGACGGGGUAUUGCCACGGAAAUUCUGCGGGCUAGGAUCCCUCUCUGCCGAGCCGUUGGCCUCAAACUGAGCGCAACAUGCUUCACUGGGCCAAGUUCGCAGACAGCGGCCACCCGGGUUGGCUUUCAAGAAGACUUUACCAUAACCUACGGCGAGCUAGCACGUGUUAACCGCCGCUUCUGCUAUCCGGGUAUCGAAGAGAAUUAUUGCAAAUAUAUGAGCUUGAGAGUUGAUUGAU